Messenger RNA from Paraphaeosphaeria sporulosa, 543 nucleotides. RefSeq lists its product as uncharacterized. Bases 94 to 435 code for a protein of 113 amino acids. The transcript has a single exon. Lineage: Eukaryota; Fungi; Ascomycota; Dothideomycetes; Pleosporales; Didymosphaeriaceae. The record is from RefSeq and is a predicted model, not a curated record.
AGGUACCGCUGGAUCGACAGUCUAUCGCCACGUUCAAUGUCCUUUACCAGAAGGCAGAACUGACGUGAUCUCUAGUCAUUGGGAAAGUCAAUUAUGAGCCUCCAGACCGUGUUAGAACCCCCCAAACACGUCAAUAUGCCAUUCCCGACGAGCAUGAUACUGUGGGCCACGAACAUACCCUUCUGCACAGGCAUCCAUAGCCUCAGAACGAGACAUAACUUAUGUUCCCCGAAACGCCUCCUUGGAAUUGGUGUCAAGCCGAAGACUCUACCAGAACUUUCCCCUGGGAACGCGACUAGUCCUUUAAGCUACCCUCGGACUCACUUCACACGACUUCACAUGCUCUGUAUCGAGUUAUUCCCUCUUUCACUGGCGAAAUUUAGACUUAGAGAUAGCCAGGCACAAAUACAUGACUUGGAUAAGCCAACGCCCUAAUCUUGCAGAAACUACAUAAUAUGAAUGGGAAUGAGAAUCUUCGCAAGGGACAUCAGUCUCAGAUCCUGGUGCCUUCCGCGGGACUGACAUGUUCCGCUGGCGAACACC